ACGUAGUUCCUAAACGUUACGUUACAUUUGUUGGUCGCUUUUAAUGAAUUAAAGAUCACGAUACAAUUCUAGGAAAGAUGAGCUCCACUUCUAAGAAACGUGAACAUUCUUCUAGCCAUUCGAAAUCGUCAAAGCGUCAUAGACAUAGUGACAGUGAUUCCGAGGAUGAUUAUGUGCCGUAUGUACCAUUGAAGGAGAGACGGAAACAACAGCUGGACAAAGCCCACAAACUCUUGAACCGGCGGAUCGCCAAGGGAGUCACCGAGGGAGAGCAGGAGCAGCGAGACAGUGGCAGGGAAGAUGGAGGGAUGACAGAUGACCCCAUUCCUAGGGCUAACGUCAGCUUGCUGGACCAACAUGCUGAACUCAAGAAGAAGGCUGAGAGCAGCAAAGUGAACCAGCUGGACAAGCAAAUGGAGGAGGAACAGAAGAUCUUACAGAGCAUCCAGGAGCAGAGAGCCCUGAUGACAGUCAAGGAGUUGGCUAAAGGCAUCACGUACACAGAGGCACUCAGGACUGGAUGGACUGUUCCAAGGUGCAUCUUGAGCAUGGGCGAGGGCCGCCACGAGCGAGUCCGCAAGAAACUUCACAUCAUCGUUGAAGGCGACAAUGCAACACCUCCAGUAAAACACUUCAAGGAGAUGAAAUUUCCCAAGUCCAUCAUCUACGGCCUGAAGAAGAAAGGGAUUAUGCAUCCCACUCCAAUUCAAAUACAGGGCAUUCCUGUUGUCCUGUCCGGCCGGGACAUGAUCGGCAUUGCCUUCACCGGAUCUGGCAAGACGUUAGUCUUCACACUGCCGCUCAUCAUGUUCUGCUUGGAGCAGGAGAAGAAGAUGCCUUUUAUCAGGAACGAGGGGCCGUACGGACUCAUAGUGUGCCCAUCGCGUGAGUUGGCCAAACAGACCCACGAUGGUUUCCAGUAUUUCGCCAAGUGCAUAGAAACCGAGGGACUGCCGUCACUACGGAGCAUGCUGUGCAUCGGCGGGAUACCGUCCAAAGACCAGAUGAAACUGCUACAGCAGGGCGUGCACAUCAUGGUGGCCACGCCGGGACGGCUGAUCCACAUGCUGAACAGAAAGAGCUUCAAUCUGUCUGUCUGUCGCUACCUCUGCUUGGACGAGGCUGACCGAAUGAUUGACCUUGGGUUUGAGGAGGACAUCAGAACCAUUCUCACUUACUUCAAGGGCCAGAGACAGACGCUCCUCUUCAGCGCCACCAUGCCCAAGAAGAUCCAGAACUUUGCCAAGAGCGCUCUGGUCAUGCCCAUCACGGUCAACGUGGGCCGGGCCGGGGCAGCGUCGCUGGACGUCAUCCAGGAGGUGGAGUACGUCAAGCAAGAGGCCAAGAUGGUCUACCUGCUGGAGUGCCUACAGAAGACUCCUCCUCCGGUGUUGAUCUUCGCUGAGAAGAAAGCGGAUGUGGACGAUAUUCACGAGUAUCUUUUAUUGAAAGGUGUUGAAGCCGUGGCUAUCCACGGAGGGAAAGACCAGGAGGAAAGAACUCGCUCCGUGGAGCAGUUUCGGCAGAAGGAGAAAGAUGUCUUAGUGGCCACUGAUGUAGCCUCCAAGGGACUCGACUUCCCGGAUAUCCAGCAUGUUAUCAACUAUGACAUGCCUGAAGACAUAGAAAACUAUGUCCAUAGGAUAGGUAGGACGGGCAGAUGUGGGAGGACAGGAAUAGCCACAACAUUCAUCAAUAAGUCAUGCGAGGAGUCUGUUUUGUUGGAUCUGAAGCACCUGCUGAUUGAGGCCAAGCAGAGGGUACCGCCGGUCCUGAUAGCCAUAGGAGGGAAUGAGGAGGUGCUGAAUAUGGGAGAUGAGCGUGGUUGCUCCUUCUGUGGUGGGUUGGGCCAUCGCAUCACGGAGUGUCCCAAACUGGAAGCCAUGCAGACGAAGCAGGCCAGCACCAUCGGCCGCAAGGACUACCUGGCCACUAACGCUGCAGACUGGUAGAAGUCCACACCUCAGGCCCAGCUAAAGAAUGUCGGAUCAUGGCAAACUUGGAGACCUGUCAUUGUCAAGUUUAAGUGGUUAAUGGUGCCGCUGACUAGAAGCAGCAACUCACUGUAAUGGAUAGGACAGUUACACUGUGGCAAAGUUGUAAUUGUAAAGAUUACGUGGGAACAAUGCUGCACAUUGGUAGAAGUCUGCAUCCUAGGCCAAGAUAUGGGAGAGCAGGUUGUGGUAAAACUUUGAAACUAACUUGAAAUUUGAAUCUUGCAAAGUAUUUCUGCAUGCUGGUAUACAAUGGCACCAUAGCUUCAACAGGCCUGAAGAAAUAAAAACGGUAGACCAUGCUGAAGUUGGAAUAUUUGUGAAGAUUACUGGGCCAUUAUGAAAAUUACUUGGCCAACGAUGAUGCAGAGCUGUAGAAGUCUGCACUGCAGGUCUGGUUAGGGAUGAUAGCAACGUGGCCAACUUUGAAACCUGUCUUACCUGGCCAACAAAUCUGCAGAUUUGUAGAAGUCUGCUUUUCAGGCCUAGAUAGGGAUGGCAGACAAUGGCAAACUUUAAAACUGAUCAUCAAGGUUACCAUGGAAAUGAUGACAUAUCAUGAUGAAGUCCCAUCUGGCAUAUUUCAAUUAUUAUUCGUUACUUAAAAAUGACAAAUUAACCUUUGUGAGAUUCUGGUUAUGCUGAUUAUCAUUUCUUUUAAAAUUUCAAACCAUUGAUUCAGCAAUAAAUCACGUCAGAAGUAAAUGACACACCACAUUGUCUGCCCCAAAAAGUACAUUUUGUGUACACGUGUAAAACUAACAAAGAUAGAAUCUUGUGUACAUAAUAUACAUGAAGUAUCAACAAGGAACUGUCUUUAGGCUCAAUGCUAAAUCUUGUGAAUAUUUUUGUCUUGUAAAUAAAUUCUUGGAAACUGA
Molecule: messenger RNA, 2872 nt
Organism: Patiria miniata (bat star)
Lineage: Eukaryota; Metazoa; Echinodermata; Asteroidea; Valvatida; Asterinidae
Gene: ddx41
Product: probable ATP-dependent RNA helicase DDX41
Exons: 15
Coding region: 78-1952 (624 amino acids)
Biological process (GO): mRNA splicing, via spliceosome
Cellular component (GO): spliceosomal complex
Molecular function (GO): RNA binding; ATP binding; RNA helicase activity
Source: RefSeq, a predicted model, not a curated record